AAGUUCAUUUAGCAGCCCUUAGCUCCAGUUCUCCUGGAGUGACCUUUGAUCCAGUUCUUUUUGUUUUAAAGCCUAGGCUUGGAAUCUGAUUAGACAUAACCGGACUGAACAGAGGAAAAGAUGUGGACGACUUCUGUGUUGCCCAAAGUCUUGACUUUGGGGGUCCUGGGCCUCCUGAUUCAAGCCUCAGGGUAUAAUGCUGAUGACCUCAUCAGGACAACUGAAUCUGGACAGAUCCAAGGAAGUAAAAUCAGUAUCAAAGGGAUUGACAAAGAUGUCAAUAUUUUCCUAGGAAUCCCUUUUGCCAAACCCCCUGUGGGGGCCCUGAGGUUUUCUCCUCCACAACCACCAGAUUCUUGGAGCAAUGUGAGAGAUGCAACUUCUCAUCCACCUAUAUGUUUGCAGGAUGUCACUAUCCUAGAAAAAGUUUCCAAAAUUGCGAAAAUAAACAUCCCUACUACUGCCAAUUCUGAAGACUGUUUGUACCUCAAUAUCUAUGUUCCUGACCAUGCAGAGGAGGGGAACAAAUUGCCAGUGAUGGUGUGGAUCCAUGGUGGUGGUCUCGUUUUUGGCUCUGCUUCCAUGUAUGAUGGUUCAAUAUUGUCUGCUUCCCAGAAUGUAAUAGUGGUCACCAUUCAGUAUAGACUGAACAUCCUUGGAUUCUUCAGCACUGGGGAUGAGUAUGCACCUGGCAACUGGGGCUACCUGGAUCAGGUAGCUGCCCUGAAGUGGGUCCAGAAGAAUAUUGCUCACUUUGGAGGAGAUCCUAAUCGUGUGACCAUUUUUGGCGAGUCUGCUGGAGGAACUAGCGUUUCUUCACAUGUUCUGUCUCCCAUGUCCAAAGGGUUGUUCCACAGGGCAAUCAUGCAGAGUGGUGUGGCCAUCCUCCAUGGCUUGAUUUCUUCCAGCUCAGAAAUGGUUGCAAAUGUCAUUGCCAAUCUGUCUGCUUGUGAGAGGUACAGUUCUGCUUCCAUGGUUCAGUGCCUUAGGAGAAAAUCUGAAGGGGAGAUUCUGGCCAUUGGCAAGCAUUUCAAGAUAAUCCCUGGUGUAGUUGAUGGACAAUUCUUCCCCCAACAUCCUGAAGAGUUGCUGGCUGCAGGAAAGUUCCACCAGGUCCCCUCCAUCAUUGGCAUCAACAACCAUGAAUAUGGCUGGGUCAUUCCUGCUGGAAUGAACGUACCUGGAUUUAAGGAAAAUAUAGAUAAAGAAAGUAUCCUAUCGUCAUUGCAAAGUCCAUUGUGGGGUAUUCCUCCUGAGCUUGGGCAUCUGAUGAUUGAAGAGUAUAUAAGAAAUACUGAGGACCCUGGAGAACAUCGAGCUCAAUUUCAGGAAAUGUUGGGAGAUUUGACUUUUGUCAUCCCUGCCCUCAAAGUUGCCAAGUAUCAACAUGGUCCCAGCUCUCCGGUCUACUUCUAUGAAUUUCAGCACCGAUCAAGCAUAUUUAAGGAUGUCAGGCCGGAUUAUGUGAAAGCAGACCAUGGUGAUGAGCUGCAGUUUGUCUUUGGAGCUCCUUUUCUAGGUGAGGCAACAGAAGACGAAAAACUCCUGAGCCACAAGAUAAUGAGCUACUGGGCAAAUUUUGCCUAUCAUGGGGAUCCAAAUGGUGCAGACCUUUUGCACUGGCCAGUCUAUGACCAGAAGGAAGAGUAUCUGCAGCUGAAUUUGCAGCUGUCUGUGGGAAAGAGCCUGAAGGCAGAUAAACUGGAGUUCUGGACUAAGACUGUGCCUCAGAAGCUGAAGGAAAUGCAGUUCGAGAAAGCUCGGGUGGAGUUGUGAUCUUUAAAAAUAACCAUCUUUGUAAAUGUUGCAGAUUAAUAAAUCAAUCAUUUCUUUUAAGUAGUUCCUCAGUUUCAACUAAAAUUUUGAAUAAAAUAGUUUUGAAUAAAA
Antechinus flavipes (yellow-footed antechinus) is the source of this 1887-nucleotide messenger RNA. RefSeq names its product pyrethroid hydrolase Ces2e-like. The transcript has 13 exons. The record is from RefSeq and is a predicted model, not a curated record. Bases 121 to 1776 code for a protein of 551 amino acids. NCBI's taxonomy places the organism in Eukaryota, Metazoa, Chordata, Mammalia, Dasyuromorphia, Dasyuridae.